This is a messenger RNA of Drosophila obscura, 1496 nucleotides long. RefSeq names its product dolichyl-diphosphooligosaccharide--protein glycosyltransferase 48 kDa subunit (gene Ost48). The coding region runs from base 60 to 1406 and encodes 448 amino acids. The record is from RefSeq and is a predicted model, not a curated record. Lineage: Eukaryota; Metazoa; Arthropoda; Insecta; Diptera; Drosophilidae. Gene Ontology annotation, cellular component: oligosaccharyltransferase complex; endoplasmic reticulum membrane. The transcript has 2 exons.
AGUGGUUCUUUUUUUUUUGUGUCACAAAAGCCGGUCCGGGAGAAAAAAGGGUCUUAAAUAUGUGGAAAUUGGUACUAAUCGCCCUGCUGGGCAUUUCUAAUUGCAAUGCAGUUUUGCAGACGGAUGCCAAUACGCUUGUGCUGCUCGACAAUCUGGCCAUACGCGAGACUCACUCGAUUUUCUUCAAAACGCUGCAGGAUCGCGGGUUUAAGCUAACCUACAAGCUAGCGGACGACUCUAGCCUGCUGCUGUCGCGCUAUGGCGAGUAUCUCUUCAAGAAUGUGAUCAUCUUUGCGCCCAGUGUGGAGGAGUUUGGCGGCGACAUCAAUGUGGAGCGUUUGGCCAAGUUUGUGGACGACGGUGGCAAUGUUCUGGUGGCUGGCAGUGAAAAAUCUGGUGACGCCCUGCGGGAGUUUGCCUCGGAGUGCGGCUUCGAGCUGGACGAGGAGAACGCUGCGGUCAUCGAUCAUCUAAACUACGACGUCAGCGAUGCUGGCGAACACACAACCAUCCUGACAUCGGCCAAGAACCUGAUCCAGGCCGAUACCAUUGUUGGCAAGGAGAACAGCAAGGCCGACUCGGCACCACUGCUGUACCGAGGUACGGGCCUGAUUGCCGACAAGGAGAACCCACUGGUCCUAAAGCUCCUCACCGCCGAGAGCAGCGCGUACAGCUACAAUCCUCAGUCCAGUGUCACCGAUUAUCCGCAUGCUGUGGGACGCGGCACUCUGCUGAUUGCCGCUCUCCAGGCGCGCAACAAUGCCCGUGUCGUCUUCUCCGGCUCCCUGCUCUUCUUUUCGGACGAGAGCUUCACCACGGCCGUCCAGUAUGCCCAGAGCGGUGUGUUCCACAAGCUCUCCGGCAAUCGAGUCGUCGCUGAGUCCAUCAGCCAGUGGGUCUUUGGCGAGACCGGCCGCCUGCGCGUUGCCUCUGUGCAGCACCACAAGGAGGGCGAGCUGCAGCCCCCAGUGGAGGCGUACACCAUCACCGAUCCCGUGAUCUAUACCAUUGCCAUUGAGGAGCUGGUCGCUGGGAAGUGGCAGGCGUACAAGGCCAGUGACAUCCAGCUGGAGUUUGUGCGCAUCGAUCCGUUCGUGAGGACCUUCCUGAAGCAGACCAAGACGGGCAGCUACGAGGCCAGGUUCAAGAUACCCGAUGUCUACGGCGUUUACCAGUUCAAGGUGGACUACAAUCGUGUCGGCUACACCCAUCUGUAUAGCACCACCCAGGUGUCGGUGCGUCCGCUAGAGCACACGCAGUACGAGCGCUUCAUUCCCAGCGCCUUCCCGUACUACACGAGCGCCUUCUCCAUGAUGAUUGGCGUCUUUAUCUUUUCGUUUGUGUUCCUUCACUUCAAGGAUGAGCCCCUCGGCAAACCGCUCAGGGAGGACAAGAAGUCGCAAUAGAAUAUUUAAUACUUUAAACAAGCAUUCUUGCAAUUGUGAAUGCAAUGCAAUCAAAAAUAAAAUCAUUUUACACUGAUUUCCACCACUAAA